AUGAAGCAGUACCGCUCUUCCGUGGAGUUUACCGCCCUCCUGGACAAGGAGGUGGGCCUGGAGAUGGUGGAUCUGAUUUAUUGCUUCAAGCGUUUUAACCCCGGUCAUAAGCUGAACUUAAAUUUUGUUGCUGAUCCUCCUCUUUUGCCGAAAGGAGUGACAGAGGAGAUGAUCGAAGACUACGAAGGUGAGGAUGCUUAUCCUGCUGCCGAGGGUGCCAGGAACGCUACUGCCUCUGAUGCUGUUGGUGGCUCAGGAGGUGCCGAUGGGUGCUUACUUGAAGUAAUACUUCAAGUGUUCGACAUUCCAAGGAUGACCGAGGGUCUUGUCGCAGGUGUCUCUCAAUCGGAUGGCUUGCCGAUCUCCACCGGGACAACCGCCUCUGAUCCAAAGGCAAGUGUUGGUCUGUCGCAAAUCUCACGGCCUGGUGCUCCGGGCCGAGGGGAUGUGCGUCAACACGUGACGUCCUCCUUUUGGAUGCGAUGCGGUUGUGCUCGGGCGUGCCAGCACAGUCUACCGUGCAUCGAGAUGAUGAUGAGUAACGAAUCUCAGCCGUCAGGUUCACGGCCUGAGCUACAAGGCCGUUUAGUGGUGGUGUUGGUGGUGGGUUUUAGUGGUGCUCCGGUGCGUUGCUCAGAGAGCGACGGUCGUAUGAUAUAUGGGGUGAGUGAGGCGAUAACAGAGAUGGUGCUCCGGCGCCUUGAAAAUCAAGGGUCUCAUGAGCUUAGUAUUUAUAGGAGUCCUGGAGGGACAUUCGAGGUUGACAAGACCUGUGUGGUGGAGCCUGACCGGGGCAAGUGGGUAGUCAAAUCGGCAUUUGGAAUCGUGAAGCAUGGUGGUUUGGGUUUGAGAAGCAUGGUGGUCUGGGUUUGUGGUGGUGUGACCCCCAUAAAUCUCGGCAAAUCCCGGCCACCAUCGUGA
Messenger RNA from Prunus armeniaca (apricot), 921 nucleotides. Lineage: Eukaryota; Viridiplantae; Streptophyta; Magnoliopsida; Rosales; Rosaceae. The record is from the annotation of a GenBank genome assembly.